This is a messenger RNA of Musca domestica (house fly), 1018 nucleotides long. RefSeq lists its product as uncharacterized. NCBI's taxonomy places the organism in Eukaryota, Metazoa, Arthropoda, Insecta, Diptera, Muscidae. The coding region runs from base 224 to 994 and encodes 256 amino acids. The record is from RefSeq and is a predicted model, not a curated record. The transcript has 2 exons.
GUUUCUAAUCAGACCUUGUAUAGGCCUCCUAAACAAACAAUGCAAUUACGACGUUCAAACAUUUUUCUUGGAAUCAAUUCAAUUAAUCGGAUGAUUGAUUUUCAUUACAGAUUAUUGAGAAUGACGUAAAAACAAAUAUGUAUUUUCCAAAUAGGCACUAUCGGCAUUCCGUACAUGUAAUCUGAACCCAAUUGUUUAGUAACCGGAAAACUGAAAACAGAAAAUGAAAAUUCGGAAGCUUUUCACUUUUAUACUUUUGUGGAUAUUGCUGCUGCAGGUAAAUUCCAUAGAUGCCCUGUCAGGUGAUAAGAGCUCCCCCUUACUUAAUUUUGUACGAACCACAAUUUUCAACGGCAUGUCCCAGAAACUCAUGGACGAUAGUUUGCACAUCGUGGAGCUUUUGAAAAUUUCAUCAUCUUUUAUGGAAUCACAUAGAGCCAAUCCCGACUACGACCCAUCGGAAUAUGAAGCCCUUCAAGAAUAUAUUGAAAAUUUCCAAUGUUAUGUCGAUAGGCUCAAGGUGGACCAAACUAAUUGCCAGGCCUAUCAGGAAUUGUCCGAUUAUUUUCGACGUAUGAAUCGUGAAAAACACAAUCGUUUUCCCCGUCUUGAUAAAUUGGCGAAAAUGUUUCAGGACGAUUUUCCCAAAGAAGCCGUCGAAAAACAAUAUCGAAAAUAUGAUGCCGAUCAAAUGGCAAAUUUUCAAGAGACCCGAGAAGCACUCUAUGACCAACUGCCAAAAAUCCUCAAUGACUUUGUCAGCAGCAUCGAGGAAAAUGAGAAAGGAAAAUUCUCCGAAUUAUUGUCGUGGUGUCAAAAAUAUCUGACUUCGGCAACGGAAAAAGAGAAAUAUAACUCAAUUUUGGAAUUUCUAAAUAAGUUCAUAGUUGACAGGAAAUUUGUGAGAAAUCGCUUGGAAUACCGUGGUAAUACAUGUGAAUCCGGGAUAAAACUGUAUCGACAUUUUGAAAAUAUUCAACCAAAUUUUGAAUAAAUUCGUUAAAUCCAUUGCCAAAAA